ACACAAUAGCUGGAGAAUUUCAGGAAGGCCAGGUUCAGCAAGGAGCACCGUGGGAGUUCAGUUCCUCAUGGGACCCUGUCCCUAGAGGUGUCUAAACUGGGAUAUCCAACAAACAAGGUCAUCUGUGAAAGUUAGGGCCUGACCCUACUUCCUUGACAACACUACGCUCCCGUGGCUGCAACGUAUUUAAAAAAUAAGGAACUGUUUUCUUAGCACCAUGUGUAACCCACACGCCUCCUGGUGCAGUGCUCUGUCCCAUGGAGUGGCACAGAAACCACUGAGAGAUCGAUGAGUCUGCUACAACCUUAGCUCAUGCAGUAGAGGGUCAUGCAUUUAUCUCCAGAAGUCCCAGGCUCAAUCCCGCCAGCCAACGACUGGGGUCUGUCAGUGUUACACCCAUACUGCCCCUCCUCCUGAUAUUAUCAUUAUUAAUUAAUAAUCAGCCCUCACCUAUAUUCACAAGGGGUAUUUCUUGCUGCUUUUUUGCAGCACUCAGCAACUACCAAUGUUGUACAGAGAGGAAAACAUAAGGGACGUCGGCAAUCCUAGCCCCUGACUUCAAUAGGAGCAGCAACUUCAACCCCUCUCCCCCCAUGUACACACACAAAAAGAAACAGAAAAAAAAAAAUGUUUUUAGGUAAGCACUGAAUGUCUCCAGGGAGAUACAGAGCACCCUUAACUCCCACUAGGAUCAGGCCCUAACUGUACCGGUGCUGAAUGGACUCUUGGAAACUUGAUUUAAAAACUGCUGUAUUCCACAGUGAUGAUACGGGGAGUCUUAGAAACACAGAGCGUGUUACCAAACCCUGACCUUAUGAAGCCAAUCUGCUGCAAGCUCAGUGCUUCAUAAAACAGAGGCUUGUAGGAGAAGUACAGCUCUCACUGUCUUUAUUUAGUAUAAACUUUAGUUAUGUCGAUCAGCAGAAUAUCCUCCUAGCAGGAGCAGUGGCUCAGAUGUCAUCCAGACCUAAAACUGUAGUUGAGUGGGGUUUUUUUCCUUUCGCUGAGAGUCGUUUUUAUUUAGUUUUUAAUGGAUUUUUAAAAAUCCAAACACUUCAGACAGUUUUGUGAUGCUUAAUGCUUUAUUUAAAAAGCUAACAAUGUUCAUUGGGGGGGAGAGAGGGGGCUCAGAAAUAGCCAUUGGCCAGUCUUGUUGAUGUGCUAUAGUCUAUUGCUAAAGGAGCCUAACAUGUAAGCCAAAGAUUUCUCAAGUUUCUAUUGAUUUGAGUUGCCCAGGGUGAGACAUUCCAAAAGGCCUGGUUUUCAGAGAGCACCAAUCACCCACUCUCUGAAAAUCAGGGCCCUUUAAUCACAUCUCAAUGGUACCAGUGGCUUUUGAAAACCUUGGCUGUUGUUGAUAAUGAGAGCAGCAGUGGUUUGAGCACAGGCCUGGGAGCCAGAAACUCUGCUGCCAGCUUACUGUGUGCACCUGGGCAUGCUACUUAACCCCUCUGUCUCAGCUUCCUGCCCCCCCAUAACCGUAAAAUUAAAAUAGUUACCUUCAUUCCUCCCCAGGUUUGGGGUCCUUUCAGCCAACUAUUCCUAUUCAGCAAGGCACUUGAGCACGCUGGAGUAAAUGGGACUCAAGCAGCUACUUGUUACCUUGAAGCAAGGCUUUAGAGUGGCCGCAGUGAGGCUCCAAACAUGACCAAGGAGGAGCAGCUACCAGACUGGCAUUCGGCCAAGGAAUUUUAUCAGAAUUAUGACCCGAAGGAAAUUCUGGGCAGAGGGGUAAGCAGUGUGGUUCGUCGGUGCAUUCACAAACCCACCAGCCAAGAAUAUGCAGUUAAGAUUAUAGACAUCACAGCUGGCAAUUUAUCCCCAGAGGAGGUCCAGGAGCUGAGGAAAGCCACUAUCAAGGAGAUAGACAUCCUUCGAAAGGUCUCAGGACAUCCCAAUAUCAUUCAGCUGAAGGAUAGUUAUGAAUCCCACACCUUUUUCUUCUUGGUGUUUGACCUAAUGAAGAGAGGAGAGCUUUUCGAUUACCUCACAGAGAAAGUCACCUUAAGUGAGAAGGAAACCAGGAAGAUCAUGCGUGCACUGCUGCAAGUGAUCCAAUACCUCCAUUCCAUGAACAUCGUCCACAGAGACCUGAAGCCGGAGAACAUUCUCCUGGAUGACAACAUGAACAUCAAGCUGAUGGACUUUGGCUUCUCCUGCCAGUUGAAUAGGGAUGAGACGCUCAAAGAAAUCUGGGGCACUCCUGGCUAUCUAGCACCUGAAAUAUUAGAGUGCUCCAUGGAUAAGGACCAUCCAGGGUAUGGAAAGGAAGUUGACAUGUGGAGUAGUGGUGUGAUCAUGUACACCCUGCUGGCUGGCUCCCCGCCUUUCUGGCACCGGAAGCAGAUGCUCAUGCUACGGAUGAUCAUGAGCGGGAAUUACCAGUUCAGCUCUCCGGAAUGGGAUGAUCAGUCAGACACAGUCAAAGAUCUGAUUUCCCGGCUCCUGGUAGUGAAUCCUAAGACGCGCUACACAGUCAGCGAUGCGCUGGCCCACCCAUUCUUCCAGCAAUAUGUCGUGGAGGAAGUGCGGCACUUCAGCCCUUUAAGGAAAUUUAAGGUCAUCUGCCUGACAGUUCUGGCAUCAGUCCGCAUCUAUCAUCACUAUCGGAAUGUCAAGCCAGUUACCAGGGAGGUACUAAUGAGAGACCCCUACGCUCUGAAACCCAUUCGCAAAUUGAUCGAUGCCUGUGCCUUUAGAAUCUAUGGGCACUGGGUGAAGAAAGGAGAAGCACAGAACAGAGCAGCCCUGUUUGAGAACACUGCAAAGGUGAUUUUGCUGAGCUUAGCAGCAGAGGAAGCCUUGUUUUGAUUUAGCCCUGAGUAAAACUGCUUCAGCACCAUCUUAGCUUAAGUUUGUAAGAGCUAAGGCAAGCAGAUGCUCUGGAAACUAACCGCAGUCUCCUUUAUGUUUUCCCAAUAAAAUCUCAAUAGAUAAUAUUAAAUCCAGGGUGUGCCAAACCUUGACAUUCUUAUUUGGCCUUCAAAAGAUGCCAGAUGCACAAACCUCUGCACCCCUGCAGAACCCCAUCAAACUUCAAUGAGAGUUUUGCCUGUGUAAGGCCUCCACAAUUUGGCCUUGCCAGACCGAUCUUCAACUUCCCUCCAAAAUGACAUUUAAGAGCCUGAUUUUUUAGAAGUGGCCUCCAAGUUUUGCAGCUGUAAUUAACAGUGUGUGUAAAUAUACCCUCAGAUCAGGCAGGUGAACAUCUUAAAUGCCAGCACGUGUGCCCCACAUUAAUUCCACCUGAAUGUUGGUUUUUUUGGCCUGGAAUGAAUUGCAGGCACAAAAUUGGUCCCCAAGAUGAGGCCGCUUUUGGAAAAGAAUAGAGUUGGGGGCCCAAGCAAAAUCCUAGCUGUGGCAUUUGGGUACACCUCCUCCAGCUCUGAACAGCACAGCUCUGUCCCUUCUCUAAUGCAGAGGGAACCAAUAGGGGAUGCAAGAACAAUAGAAUACACUUAGUGCUUCUCCUAUAGGAACCACACCCUUUCAUUGGCAGGAUGGACCGUGCUCCCCUGAGCUGUGGUAACAGAAGGAUGUGAGCGAGCACCCUCACACCUGUGUGAAAUCCUCUCCAGCAGUGGUGGCAAUAUUUUCUGUUAUUACCAUUUGCUACAAUCAGGCUCAUGUUGCUCUUGCUGGUGCCCUUCUGCUUACAGCUAGGACCUCGAUCUUGUAAGCUACACCUAGGCAGACCUUUGCACCUGCACCAGUGCAGUCAGUGGACCUCCACGUGGACACAGAGGCUCACCCCUAUGAAGCAGCUUGCCGGAUUGGAGUCUCAGUGUCUGGCCCAGGCCAGCCUGAGGUUUCAAAGCCACACUUUCAUUUGGUAGCAGGCACGACCUGUUCUGUGAAGACGAUAGAUUGGCCAUUGAAUUGUUAGAGGCAAGGAGGAAAGGGGGCAGGGGUAUGGAAAGCAGCCCCACCCAUGGGGACACUUGCAAAAUACUAACCAGUUACGUUCAAUUGCUUGAGGUUAAAAACCACACGAAAAAGCUGAUCAAGCUUUGUUUUUACAAGGUGGCUGUUGCUAUUAGAGACCCACAUUUCCAAGCUUCUGGGAUCAGCCUUCACCGGCAGGACCUUAAGUAUGGUGGGCGUAUCCCAUAUCACUUUCAAAAAUCAAGUCUUUCAGAGCAUGAAUACACUGGUUUGGGUGCCUCACUGCAAAGACGAGUGUUCACUGCCUGCUUUGCCAUCUGUAAAAUGAGGCUAAUGAUACUGACCUCCUUUGUAAGGCACUUUGAGAUCCACUGAUGAAAAGUGCUGUAUAAAGGCUAGGUAUUAUCCACUGAGCUCUUGCUUCAUUUAGCUUUGAAAACAGAAAUCAGAGCCUUUAUCUUAAGGGACUUGAUUGGCUCCUUCCUUUCUAUCAGGAAUGGGGCAUAUCCUGAACGGUGACUAGUAUCUCACAUAGCGCUCUUCCUAGCCAACAGAUUCCAUUAUGUCAUUAUCACUGCCAGCCUUAGUUACCGCUAUUAUAACCAGUCAAGCUAUAAACGAUGCCUUAAGUGUGACAGAGGUUUUGUUUCCAAAGCUUUAAUGCACUAUGUGAAGAGUAGCAAUUCAUUUUAUGCAUCUACAACUUAGGCUGAGUUUUUAAACAGCCUUUGAAUGACGGAAAAUGCACAUUGCAGCUAACAGUGACCUGGGUACUGGAUAUGUAUUUAGGAGACAUUUUAAAAGAUAUAGGGCUAAUACACAGACCUCACAUUGGGCAAAAUGGUCAAGGGCUUCAGUUUAUUUAUGUCUGUUUUGUAAACUGUUUACAUGUCAAUAAAUAGGCUUCAUUUUACUUAGCUGGUGUGACGUGGCAUUGUUAAGCUAGUUCCUGUUGUAUUCUUUCUGUCAAGCAACAUAUUAGGCUGGGAUUUGUAAAGGGGCCUAAGGCAUUAAGUGCCCAACUCCCACUGGAUGCCAAUGGGAGUUAGAUGUCUAACUUCUUUAGCACACCCCCUUUUGUAAACCUCAGCCGUAAUGCUUAGCAUUUAUAUUCAAAUGCUUUACAGACACUAAGUAAUUCAUCCUCCCAAUAGCCCUGUGAGGUAAGUAUGUUUUAUUAUCCCCGUUUUCAAGGUGGGGAAACUGAGAUAGAGCUGAGGUUAAGGGGCAGAUUGUCAGAGGUAUUUAUCAACUUAAAGAUGGAGAUAGGUGCCUAGGUGCUUUUAAACCAAUGGGAGCUUGAUUUAAUUCCCAUUUUAAAUCAACAGGCGUCAGAUGCCUGGGUGUUCUUGAA
Messenger RNA from Dermochelys coriacea (leatherback sea turtle), 5239 nucleotides. It is a transcript of the gene PHKG1, whose product is annotated as phosphorylase kinase catalytic subunit gamma 1. Bases 1645 to 2811 code for a protein of 388 amino acids. The transcript is spliced from 10 exons. Gene Ontology annotation, biological process: glycogen biosynthetic process; protein phosphorylation. Gene Ontology annotation, molecular function: calmodulin binding; ATP binding; phosphorylase kinase activity. NCBI's taxonomy places the organism in Eukaryota, Metazoa, Chordata, Testudines, Dermochelyidae. The record is from RefSeq and is a predicted model, not a curated record. Gene Ontology annotation, cellular component: phosphorylase kinase complex.